CAUCGUACUGCUGCAAUCGAAGUUCCCUUCCGCAUUUUACUCCCUUGCAGUGUUUUGUCCAAGGUCCUUUUAGCUUUUGAGACCGGGCAGAUUUUGUGACCUGUCUCAUUAGCCGCACAUUUCCCCGUUGGAUAAGACUGACUCAGUCGCCAACCAUUCCCGACCCCUCUUCGCUUUCGGCUUUUUGUCCCAACCUUGAGACCAUCUCAGCAGCACCAUGGUCCUCCAAUCGGCUCUUCAUCAUCUUGCCUCAGGGCCCCGGUACACUUCUGCGGCCGUCGCUUCCACCAGGAUACGAUGUUUGUCCACCAAAGGCGCUCCAGAGGUGACACUCUACCAGUAUGCAAUUUGUCCAUUUUGCAAUAUCACAAAAUCGUUUAUGUCAUUUGCAGAUCUGAAAUACAAGGCCGUGGAAGUGAAUCCUCUCACUAAAGCAGAGAUUUCCAAGUGGUCAGAAUAUAAGAAGGUGCCAAUUGCCAUGGUAGAUGGUGAACAAGUGAAUGGGUCAGAUGAAAUUGUGAGCAAACUUAUCAACCAUCCAUUUAUUGCGUCGAGCUUGCAAGAGAAACUAGAUGCGACAAUGACAACCGUAACCUUUGCCGAGUCUGAAGGCUCCAAAAAGUGGGAGCAGUUUGCACGGGAUGAUCUUGCUAGCCUUUUGUAUCCCAACAUUUGCCGCACAUGGAGUGAUUCUUACGAGGCCUUUUCGUAUGUCAAGGAUGUUGAGUCGUUCUCAUCCUUUCAAAAGUUUGCCAUUCAAAAUGUGGGCAGCUUGGCCAUGUACUACGCUGCCUCCAAGAUCAAACAGAAACGAAACAUCACGGAUGAGCGACAAGCUUUGAACGACGCUCUUGUUCAGCUGGAAGAAGAGGGAUUGGGAGAAGGAAAACAAUUUCUAUCAGGAAAGGACAAGCCUAACUUAGGUGAUGUGGCCGUGUUUGGCACCCUUCGUUCGAUUGAAGGGCUUCCCACGCACGACGAAGUUAUGCAAGGGAGGGAGCAGACAGCUCUUGUAGAUUGGUACCAACGAAUGAAGCCACUAAUCAGCUACUAGCUACUCGUAGUUAAAAAUACCGAUGCAUAGAAUAGUUGUUGCUAGUUACUGCACCGGAAUUUCCUGUGCUGUGCGAAACAAGAGGG
Seminavis robusta is the source of this 1140-nucleotide messenger RNA. The record is from the annotation of a GenBank genome assembly. Lineage: Eukaryota; Bacillariophyta; Bacillariophyceae; Naviculales; Naviculaceae.